Apis laboriosa (Himalayan honeybee) is the source of this 741-nucleotide messenger RNA. RefSeq names its product leucine-rich repeat-containing protein 71-like. The transcript is spliced from 7 exons. The coding region runs from base 1 to 741 and encodes 246 amino acids. The record is from RefSeq and is a predicted model, not a curated record. Lineage: Eukaryota; Metazoa; Arthropoda; Insecta; Hymenoptera; Apidae. Gene Ontology annotation, molecular function: protein binding.
AUGAUAAUGAAUAUAAAAUGCAUCAAGGAUUUAAAUUUAGAUAUGAAUCCGAAUACGCAAGAAAAUUAUCAUUUGCUCUGCACACCUGGAGGAAGUUUGAAGUAUCUGUCUUUGAGACUUUGUGAAAUAACUGAUAAUGGAAUAAAGAAAAUUGCAAAAGAAUUAGAAUACCAUGAUCCUCCGGAUAAUCCUAAAUUAACUAUUUUAAAUUUGGCACAUAAUCAUAUAACGAGAAAUGGAGCAGGUCAUAUAGGAAAUAUGCUUCGAACAAACAGAUCUUUAAAAUGCUUAGUUUUACUUGGGAAUAGAAUAUGUGAUGAAGGAGCAUCAUUAAUACUACAGGAAUUUAAAAUAAUUACUUUAAAACAUGAAGAAAUUGUAGAGCUGCGUCGUCGAAAAUUCGCUGAACUGGCAUUGUUGGAUGAAUGGAUGGAAAAGAAAAAAAUGGAAGAAAUUGAUAAAAGCAUAAAUGGAGAAUCAAUAAAAAAAAAUGCUAAUAAUAAGUUUAAAACACGGCAAAAUCGACGAUCUAAAAAAUCUCUUCAAGAUUCUUCAAUGAUAAUAAAAGAAGAAGGAAAUUUAAUUGAAGAUUCAGAUUUUAUGCAUAAAUUUAAAACAAUAAUGGAAGAUGAAAUACCAUACCAUCCUUUUAGGAAAGAAAGUUAUCCAAUGCAUGGAGAAAUAAUGGCAAUUGGAAACUUGGAAUUACAAUACUUAGAUUUAAGCUGUAAAUAUUUAUAA